Molecule: messenger RNA, 6154 nt
Organism: Chionomys nivalis (European snow vole)
Lineage: Eukaryota; Metazoa; Chordata; Mammalia; Rodentia; Cricetidae
Gene: Slc44a5
Product: solute carrier family 44 member 5
Exons: 22
Coding region: 215-2356 (713 amino acids)
Biological process (GO): transmembrane transport
Cellular component (GO): membrane
Molecular function (GO): transmembrane transporter activity
Source: RefSeq, a predicted model, not a curated record
UAGGGGCUGGCAGCGGGCAGCGGAGGGGCGGCUGCGCCCGCGCAGCAGAGCCGAGCCGAGCGGAGCCGAGCGAGCGCGCAGCCUGGCCGCCGCCGACUGCCACAAGCCAUCGCCGCCACAAAGAGCUCCCUGAACCCAGGCGGCCGGAGCUCCAGGAACUGUGCCGCACAGGAGGCUCUGAGCUGCGGACCAGGGGGAAGGGACCAGACUGAGGAUGGCCCGGAAGAGAAAGCCCCCUAACAUCCAGGGUGAUCCAAGGACGUAUGACCCGGAUUUCCAGGGACCCACUGCCGACAGGAGUUGUACGGACGUUCUGUGCUGUAUGAUCUUCAUACUGUUUGUUGUGGGCUACAUUCUGUUAGGACUUCUGGCUUGGACACACGGUGACCCCAGGAGAGUGGCCUAUCCUACAGACAGCCAGGGACACUUUUGUGGCCAGAAGGGAACCCCCAAUGAGAACAAGACCGUUUUGUUUUACUUUAACCUGUUCAGGUGUACCAGCUCCUCUGUGAUGUUCAGGCUCCAGUGCCCUACUACACAGAUCUGUGUCUCCAGGUGCCCAGAGAAAUUUCUAACCUACGUGGAAAUGCAAUUUUUGAACAAAGAAGACAAAAGCCACUGGGAAUACUAUCGCCAGUUCUGCAAGGCCACGGCCAGGCCUGCAAAGUCUCUCUCAGAUCUUCUGUCCCACGGCGACUGUCCCCCAGCAGUCUAUCCAAGCAGACCCUUCCUGCAGAGAUGCUUGCCUGACUUCUCAACCAUCAACGGACUCUUAACAGUAGGAAGCAGGAUGCAGAUUGAAGACGGAACUGGGAGGACCAGAAAUAUCGUAGAGCUCAGAGAGGCUGCAGUUGGCAUCAGUAAAAUCUUUGAUGCCAGGACAAUCGGACUGAAGGUGUUUGAAGACUAUGCAACCUCGUGGAAAUGGAUCCUCAUUGGCCUGACCAUCGCCAUGGCGCUGAGCUGGAGUUUUCUGAUACUCCUGAGGUACAUAGCUGGAUUCCUCUUCUGGGUCUUCAUGUUUGGCGUGCUUGGAAUUAUAGGAUAUGGCAUAUGGUACUGUUAUCAAGAGUACCAUGGCCUCCAGCAGAAACCACAGUCCACCAUCCUGAUAUACGACAUCGGAGUUCAGAGCAGCAUACACAUGUUCUUUCAGCUGAAGCAGACGUGGUUCUCAAUGAUGAUCAUCUUGUCCGUCAUCGAGGCCAUCCUCAUCAUAGUGCUCAUCUUCCUCAGGAGUCGAAUCCGAGUAGCCAUCAUCAUGCUGAAGGAAGGAAGCAAGGCCAUCGGCUACAUCCCCAGCACGCUGAUGUACCCGAUUGUAACUUUCAUCCUGCUGUCCAUCUGCAUCUCCUACUGGGCGGUGACAGCCAUUUUCUUGGCUACAUCAGGAGUACCAAUAUUCAAAGUUAUGGUCCCAGAGGGGAAAUGUAUCUAUGAAGAUGAAACUUGUGACCCAGAUAUUUUCCCUGAAACUAACAUUCCCAAAGUCUGCCCCGGGGCAUCCUGUAACUUCGCUUCCUACAGUGGAAAGAAUGAGUAUCACAAUUACAUCAUGACCUUCCAGAUGUACAACCUCUUUGCCUUCCUCUGGCUUAUAAACUUUGUCAUUGCGUUGGGUCAGUGCACCCUCGCGGGGGCCUUUGCUUCAUACUACUGGGCCAUGAGGAAACCCGAGGACAUCCCGAAAUACCCGCUCUUCAUUGCCUUCGGACGAGCGGUGCGAUACCACACGGGGUCCCUGGCCUUCGGAUCAUUGAUCCUCGCAUCAGUCCAGAUGUUCAAAGUGAUCUUAGAGUACCUGGACAGGCGGCUGAAAAAGGCGCAGAACAGUGUUUCCAAGUUCCUCCAGUGCUGCCUGCGGUGCUGUUUCUGGUGUUUGGAAAAGAUGGUGAAGUUUUUAAACAGAAAUGCCUAUAUCAUGAUUGCAUUAUAUGGCAAAAAUUUCUGUGAGUCAACAAAAGAUGCUUUCUAUCUGCUCAUGAGAAACAUUUUGAAAGUCGCAGUUACAGAUGAAGUCACACACUUUGUAUUACUCCUGGGGAAAAUUCUAGUGUCUGGGAUUGUAGGUAUCCUGGCCUUCCUGCUCUUCACAGAGAGGCUGGAAAGGAUUGUAGAAGGACCGACGACUUUAAAUUACUACUGGGUACCUUUCCUGACUCUGGUGGUUGGAUCUUACCUGAUUGCUCACGGGUGCUUCAGCGUCUACUCAAUGUGUGUUGAGACCAUUUUCGUCUGCUUCUGUGAAGAUGUGGAGAGAAACGACGGCUCAGCAGAGAAACCUUACUUUGUAACCCCCAGCCUGCACAGGAUUCUCACCAAGAAGCGCCCUGGUCCCCAGAGACAGACCGAGUAGAAAAGCUCCAAGCAGGAGCCUUGUGAAUUAGGUUGAUUGCAAUGUGAAAACGUUGCUUUGGAGCAGGGUGCAAAUUCCGUGCUGUUUCUGAAAAGGCUGCAAUUGGUACCACUGGAGGGAGCUGGCGUUUGACAGUGGCCUAACAUUCUUUCUAGACUGUGGUCCCAACUGCAGAAACUUGCAGCUGACAAUGUUUUACUAACUUUUAUAACUUUGUUAGCCUUCCUUUUUUAUAGGUGUAUAUUUGUAAAGAACAUUCAGGCUGUUUUUUUUUAACAACACUAUAAAUGUGUGAUCGAUUAGCCAUAAACGUACCGAGUUGUAGUUGACCGGCAUAUGGUACUAAAUUUGUAAAUAUGGUGCUAUGGUUAUAGUUACUGUUUAAGCUGGUGAACAGCUCUCUAAACUGUGAUUCAGCUUGUAACCCUGGUUCCCUAGAAAGCAUAUUUCAGUCUGGUGAGUCCGUGACAAGGCAUGUGAAGCGCAGGUCCCAUGGGUUCCGCGGCUAGCAUCGCUGCAGGUGACGUGAACUGUGGCCCUGUGGUCCAUCUGUUUCAGAGACACAAGACUCAUACUGGGGUCAAAUCUAGGUUUGGGGAUAUCAUUUCCAUUACUGUGAGCCUUUGGCCACCCUGAGAUUAUUUUGAAAGAGCAGAAAUAGCUACCUCGUUCAUCUCUUGCCUUUUGCCCGAGUUUCCAGUCAUGUAGAAGGCCUUUGGACUCUCCUCUUCACGGGUUCAUGCCUGUGUUCUUGUGACUUCAUUCUGCAGAAGGUCUGAGUUUAACUUUCAGUGAGGGAAGUACGCUGAUGGGUUCAUUCAGAUUUUCUUCUAAGGAAAUGAAUGGACCAGUGGCCUUCUAUCAAGUACCGCAUCUGAUACUUUCAAGGGUGCUUGGUUCAAAUUGGAAAAUCUCCUCCCUAACCACACCCCCAGGGCUUAGAGAGGAAGCUAGUUUGUUGUGGCCGUGCCUAAAUGUCACACGGUGAACUGGACCCAUACACCUGUCUGCUCUUUCCUGUGUGUGGAGGGGACCACUGGGCCACAUGGCUAAUUAAAUAAAGUCCCUCCAAAGAGCACAGGACUAAUCAGUGCCCUUUUGGUUUUGAUGCUAAACUCAUGUCAGAUUGUUUAUAUAUUAAUAAUGGAAUGUGUGGAUAUCAAUACGGCCCUCACACUUGAGAGUCGGAAAUAUAUCCUUGAGUUAUAAGUUAAUAUAAAUGCUAAUUUAUUUAAUAAUCCUGAAGUGUGCGGAUCUAGAUUUAGAACUGUUUUAUGGAGACUUCCUACAGAGAGCCAAUUGUUUCAGAAGGUUUUCAGUGUGUCGUCCACAUGACAGCCAGCGGCUUGUGCUUGGUCUACUUUAUUGAGGUUGUUCAGUCUCAAAUGUCACUUGGAAAAGAGCCUUCUUUCUUUCCUUGAUAAGGCAGAGAAAAGUGAUCGCUUAUCUUUUUCUUGAAUUUAGUAGUAUUUUGUUUUCAACCAUUCAAGGACCUCAACAAAGACCUUUAAGAAUGUGGCAUUUACUAGUGAAGCUGCAGCCGCAGGUGUCUCUUGUUUGGAUGUGGGCGUCUCUCUGGGUUGUGAUAAGAUACUUGAUCCAGCUACACACAAAAAUUAGCGAUAGAUCAGAUGCGAGAAACUGGCCGUCGUUUUGAUGUAUUGUGGUGUAUUCCCCAGAAAAAAAUAGUCUCUGUUUAUUACUAUUGUACUUAAAAUGUGUAGCGUAAAAAUGAAUGUUGUUUCUGAGAAGAAUUUUAGAAGCCAUUUUCUUAUACAGCAAUUAAAGUUUUUAAAACACAGAGCAAUAUUUUCAGAACUGUCCGUGGAAGGUUUUGAAAUUAAUUGUAAAGACCACUUUGUCAAGGUUUUACAUUCUAAGUUGUCAUUGGAAAAACAAAGACACUUUGGAAACAUAUUGUAAUUUAGAGAGUAAAUUUGGGUGGGGAGUAAACAUUGUUUCCUCAGUCAUUCCAUGGAAAGGCUUGAACUUUCGCCAGAACUGACCUGGGACACGGAAUGAAAUGAUACCUUAUCGAUGUAUUAACAAGGGCUGAUUGUUCUCCAUAGCUGUUUACAAUGAUGCUGAUGGCGUCUAAAAAAGCGAUGUUUGGCGUUGCUGUGCAGCGGGUGGGCAGCAGGUGGCGAUGUUGCUCCUCCCACCGCUUUCCUGCGCUGUUGACGCUCUGCCCUCCUCCCUCCUAGUGGAAGACUUAGAAAGAAACGAAGGCUCUCCUUCCAGACCCUAUUUCGUGACUCCGACCCUAAUGAAACUUUUGAUGGAGCGCAAAACGAAUAAGAAGCAGUAGGAGAGCCAGCUGGGCACCCCGCCACCUGCGUCGCCUCCUGCUCCGCUGGGUGCGGCCGACACUCCCUGCACAGCGCUUCGGUCGGGGACAUCCGUAUCCACGGCCUUGCUGCUUGCGUUCUCAUCUUAUACCAAAGCCCACACUGUAACCUGUGAAGCCAUCAGAAGCCGCAAGGGGAUUGUUAAUAACAUGCAACAUUUUUAUACUAAGAUCUUUCGUUUUGUAUUUUUUUUAACAUAAAGAGGCUUGGAUGUUUGGAAAAAUAUAUUGGAUACAUUCAUGUUCUUUUCAGUAUUAACUUAAUGGUGUAUACAUGAUUUAAAUCAAUAGUUCCUAAUAAUUUUUUUAAGAUGACAACAAAAAAGACUUCUGCAGGGAAAAAUUGAUAAUUAAAGCAAGAUAAAUGUUUGUAGGUCCCUUCCCCACUCCUGUUUGACAGUCAACCAAUUAAGCAGACCACCUGCCUCCAUUUUUUGCCUAAGUAGAGAAUACUUCCUGUGACAGCUGCCAGUCAGCCACCCGCCCUAACCACCCAGUUCUCCCGCAAGUGCCUUCCUGGCUGGUCAGUACUUCCCGGAUCUUGUGGGCAAGUGUACAGACCUUGUUCGAAGAAAUCAAACCCUGCAGUGCCAAGCGAUGAAAGAUCUUCUCACGUUUUCAGUUUGUUUUCUUCUGUUUUGUUUCCAUCUCGCUCGGCGACUGGAUACCUCUGGUCAUUUCACUCCUGAUAAUCCUCACUUCCAGAGGAACGCAUUAUGUGACUCGAGCAAUUCCCCUUGCGCCUUGUGGACAUUCACAAAUGUGUGCUGCACGCAAGCAAAACACCCGAGAGAAAAAUCUGUUGGCUUUGUGUUUGUUUUUAACUGAAGUAAGUUUUAAAGUAAAAUCUUUUCUAUAGUAGUUCUUAAAAAUACGGUAGGUCGGCCCCUGCACAUCUAGUGUCUUACCUGUCCCCAAGGGCAGCUUGUGGGAGUUACACGAGGAUGCUUGCCCCUCAGAGGGUGGCGAGGGGCAUGCCCGGUGCUGACAAGCUCUGUUACACUUGACUCUUCCGUGGGAGCCUGUUUUAUAUAUGUCAUUCCACUUUUUAUGAGACAACCUGUUUACCUGUCGAUUUUUUUACUGUGCCAAUAGAAGUCUUUGAUUCAGUUUUAAAUAAUGUUCUGAGGAGUGCUAAGGUUUAGGAGAACCAACUCCGUUUAACCCAACUCAGACUUACAGCAAGUCAACCACAUGGUGGACAUUAGUGAGUCAGUCAGUAAUAACUUAGUAUCGUUUAUCAAUGAUCUGUUUGUUGGAAGGUCACUUUAGAUACUUUUAUACCAAAAAGUUCCCACUAGCGCCUUGCGGUGUGGGCUCACCACCCCUCCCGCCCCACGCCUGGUGGUUUGGGCUCUCCUGAGCCCAUGGCGGCGUGGGUUAUAUAAUCACUGUGUCUCUGCUAUGCAGGAACACUCAAAGUGUAUGCUCUAAAAUACCUUUGAUAGCUA